CGCGUCCCUGCCAGCCUCGCAUGUUCCGCUAUGUUUCUGAUUCGCAGCUCAGCUGAACUCCCACAUCCGGCCGGUCCUCGCUCUCAGCCUCUCCCAUGGGCUCGCCAGUAUCGUUUGUUUUAUCCAGGAUGGCCGCUUGUGGAGGCACCACCAAGAACAGGCUCACGGUAAAUAAGCACGUCUGGGACUUCCUGACCAAGGAGAGCCCGGCCAAGCUGGUCAAGCUGAAGGAGGAGAACAAGGUCAGCAUCUUGAUCGAUGGCGAAACCUCCGAGAUCUACGUACUGCAGAUCACCAUGCCUGCCCACGGGCCUAGCAACGGCCUCUACCUGGCCCGCAAGGCCCUCAAGGCCCUGCUCAAGGAGACAGAGAAGGAGCUGAAGAAAGCCCAGCGCCAGAGUGAGCUCAUGGGAUGCAUGGCCUUGAUGGAGAAGAACCGGGAGCAUGGGGCGAUGGAGCUGCACCGCCGAGGGGCCGCCUUGAUCUCCAGGGGGCAGCAGACCUCUGGGCCGAGAGUGGUCGGCAGUGGCGGAGGGGUGGCUGGCUGCUCGCGGGGAGGCGGCAGCGGAGGAGGAGGAGGCGGGGAGGAGGAGCAGGACAGCCAGUGCCCCAUCUGUUUGGGGGAGAUCCAGAACAUUAAGACUCUGGAGAAAUGCAAGCACUCCUUCUGUGAGGACUGCAUCACGCGGGCCUUGCAGGUUAAGAAGGCCUGCCCCAUGUGCGGGCGCUUCUAUGGGCAACUGGUGGGCAACCAGCCGGAGAACGGGCGCAUGUUGGUCUCCAAGGACUCCAGCCUGCUGCUCCCCAGCUACGAGAAAUAUGGCACCAUCAUAAUCCAGUACGUCUUCCCACCUGGCAUACAAGGAGUGGAGCAUCCCAAUCCUGGCGUCCGCUACCCAGGCACCACCCGCGUGGCCUACCUCCCCGAUUGCCCCGAAGGCAACAAGGUGCUGGCGCUGUUCCGCAAGGCCUUUGACCAACGCCUCACCUUCACCAUCGGCACCUCCAUGACCACCGGCCGGGCCAACGUCAUCACCUGGAAUGACAUCCACCACAAAACCAGCUGCACUGGCGGGCCGCAACUGUUUGGCUAUCCUGAUCCUACGUACCUUGCUCGGGUGCAAGAAGAACUACGGGCCAAAGGUAUCACCAAUGACUGAUCUGGAUCCCUGGCUGCCCACGUGCCCAGGAACAGCCUGUUGUUUUUGCCAAGACCGGCCAUUGUGGAGGGAACAUCCCUAUCUGUCAAAGCGACUUCCUUAUUUGUCAGAGCUGAUCGUCCCGCAAUGUAGUCUUGAUCAGAACCUGGGUGUUCGGGCCGAGAUGACAUUUGCAAUGGAACUGGUUGCUUGAAAGCUGGCACAUGGAAGCAGAGGCGCUGUGUGUGUGCGUGUGCAAGAGAGAGAGAGUUAGAGACUUGCAGUUGAAUUGAUUGGGUUAAGAAAACUCAAGCCAAUCUACACAUUACACAGAAGGAGAUGGGAGGGUUUGGGGGCUGAGGCACUUCAGACUGCUUGUGGGAGGGGGCAUAACUUUGGACGAUGGCCUGUGUGUUAGAAAAGAAAAGAACUCCCUCAUGUAGUCAGCAAGCACCUCAGGGAGUGAGCUCCACUAAACCUUUCUCCCUCAUUUGCUAGACCUCUACAUGAAGGGAACAUUUUGUUUUUGUUUUACAAGGGAGAGAAUUCAAGAAUAAGACCACCACUACCUGCACUCUGAAGGAACAUAGUCCAGAAUUUUACCAUAAAUGUAGGCUGGCUCUUAGGGCCAAACAUCAAAAGGGCCGUGCAGGGGAAGAGAGCCAGCCCUUCCACUCCCCUCCUCACGCUCUUUUUCAGGCAUCUUUCCCUCAACUAGGGUUGCUUCUGAUAAUGGAGCCAGGCUGGGAGAAGGAAGUUGGGGAGAUAAACCUGUGGAUUCAGGGAAGGUUUUGCACUCCUUACUUGGAUGCUCUUUUUAAUGGGGAAAAAUAGACCUCUCCAUUUGUGUUUCUGUCAUGCUGGCCCUCCAUGGGAUGGGAGUAGGUGAGAUUAAAAACUGCCAGUCUGUAAGGAAGGCAAGCAGAUGGAAAUGGGAGUGAGUGGGGAAUUGUUUUGUGAGAAAGUGAGUGGGGGGGGGGGAGAUAUUGCCUGAGAGAAAUCUGCAGCUUGCCCAGGGUGUCCAUGAGAGAGGCCUGAUUUUAAACCCAGGUCUCCUAGCUGGGCGGCCAUUUUAUAUGGCCACAGUGGAUCUCUUGCAUGUGAGGGGGCCAAAGCCAGGCUGAAACCCAAAAUGUAUCUUCAUUCCAUCUGUUUCUUGCCCUCUAGCCCUUCUCACAGAAUUCUAAAACUCUUUGGGAACUGGACUAUUAGAAGCAGAAUAAAAUUAAGCAAAGCACACUUGUGGAAUUGGUACCAUUUGGGCCCAGAAGGCAGAGUGUUAGGGUUUGGCUUAAAGUGAGUAGGAGACAGAAAAUGGGACAGUUGCAUGGAUUUAUGUGGGGUAACAGUAACGGAAAGGAGGAGUGGAGAAUGAAACAUGUGAAGGCGCUCGGACUUUUGUACACAGCCUCUUCCCUGGUUCUCUGGUACCCUUUUCCACCCCUUGCUGUUCAAUGGAGCUGCUCAGCCAACUGACAACCUACCCAUCCGCUCCCACAUGGCUAACCUCCAGGAUCAGCAUCAAGCCCAACUUGGUAGAACUUUCUGGAAUCGUUGGACUGUCUCUUCACGUCGGCGAGGCAGGCGGCAGCUUGUCGUCUCUGGUCGCCAAACAACACACCCAACCACCCUCUCUGGCCAGGAUGGUUGGCAAUCCCAUGGACCACGUCUUGUGUAUAUAUACUUUCUGCGCUGGCAUAUCAGCUGUCAUGUAAUUAGUCCCAACAGGUCCUGCUUGGGACAAUUUGUGUCAUUUGGAACUUGGUUGGGCCUACCCAAACUCCUUGGCUGGUCUCUACCCGCCUGACUUUGGCACCUACCUGUUGUUGAGUGUUUGGGGGCGGGCGGGGGGGGCGGGAGGGAUGUCUCUUGGCUAACUGUAUGCGUGUUGCCUCUGGAAGAGAUGAAUUCUAAUAUUCGGAUUGUCUCGUACUGGUGAGAGCUCCCCUUGAAUGCAGUUUGGACAAUGGGGCUUUCUUCAUUGUUUUAAAAAGAGUAACUGAAAAUAGGACUUGUUCUUCUGAUCUUUCAGUAAAGGGUGUGGGAGGGUUUUUGAUUUUGGUUUUUUUAAGGUUUGUUUUUAUUUUUUUGAUGUGGGGAGGGUGGCGGCAUCUGUGGCGAUUUUUAUGUCAGCCUUGGAAAUGCGCCCACAGAAAUUCUUAGCCCCUGGCAGUUUUUAUUACCCCGCUUGACUAUACCUGGUUAUGAUCUUACUUAUUUCAUUCUUACAUUUAUAUACUGCCUUUCUGCCUAUGCACUCAAGGUGGUCUGCAAUUUUAAAUGAUGCCAUACCUUCAAAUGGACACAAUAGAAAAAAGGAAAGGAAACAAGUGAGCGAAGAGGAAAAUUUAGGUAUCAGUUCUUAAAAAAAAUAUGAAUUAAUUGUGAGAAUGGCUGUUGAGGGAACAAUUCUAGGAUGGGAGGGGCCAAACUGCAGUCUGUCUAAGCCAAGCCGAUGGAGUGGGCCUCGCUGUAUCACUUCUCCCUCAUAUUCUUGGUAUAUCAACUGCCUUUUAACAAAAGAGAAGAAGCUGUUCUCUCCUAGCUUGCAAAAGGUUUCUGGUU
Molecule: messenger RNA, 3704 nt
Organism: Elgaria multicarinata webbii
Lineage: Eukaryota; Metazoa; Chordata; Lepidosauria; Squamata; Anguidae
Gene: DTX3
Product: deltex E3 ubiquitin ligase 3
Exons: 5
Coding region: 96-1160 (354 amino acids)
Biological process (GO): protein ubiquitination; Notch signaling pathway
Cellular component (GO): nucleoplasm
Molecular function (GO): ubiquitin protein ligase activity
Source: RefSeq, a predicted model, not a curated record